UCCUAUCUGUCGGCUUCAGAGCGGACCUUUCAAGCUGAUGCUGCGGGCGGGGAGGGGGACGGUAGGUGGCCGGUGGUCCGUGUGUAACGAGAAGCAAAACAGGCCGUUGCUGUCGGUAAAAAAGUACAACCAAAUAGUUCGUUGACGGCUAAACAGCCAAUCAUCAUAAAAUGUGCGUCGUGACGCAACAGGGCCCCAUAGAUAAGGAGCUGAGAGUCCAACCGGGACCUGAGAAGGAGGAUCGUGGUUUUUGGGGGUCCAGCAAAAAUCUUCCGUCAACGUAAAGUCAACUCCUCCUCCUACCUCUUCUGCUGUUACGCACAUGCAUGCAGCCUCUUUGGCAAAAGACAAAACUUAAACUGAGCAUCUGUUAAGGGAAACUGCUGCUCUCACACCACCGGCGGGAUUUUACAAAGCCAAGGCCGCGUGUUUUUAAGCUGUCUUUUCGAUUUUUCGCUGCUGCGUAAAACUCUUUUAACUAAGCGACAUCACUCAGCAUCCGCUUGGACUGUUACGCCCGGAGGAGAGCAGAACGCAGCGCCUGUCAUUUUUUCCCCUUUUUCUUCUGUAAAUACCGUUUUUAUUGUCCGGCAGAAGGCUGCAACCCAUACUUUGACGAUGUCAUCCGUUCCUCUGUAGAAAAAGAGAGAUUUUUUUAUUUUAUUUAUUUGUGUCGAUGCCUUGCCGAAAGCCUGAAAUUUGAUUUAGCGAGGAGGUUCCAACUCACACUUCCACAGUUGUUUAUUCCUCCUGUGUGAGGAAUAAAUCUAGAUUCCUUAGAAACAAUAAAAUAAAUGAAGACAGAAACAAAAUUCGAUAAAUGAGCGGAAUCGGUGCGGCCAUUAACGAAUUAGUCAUAGCUUAUUAAUAAUGAGAGCUGCUGAGAUUCGGAAGAUGGUUUCCAUUGGCAGAUGAAACGUAGUGAGAAGAACACGUGUCCGAUUUUUCCCUCAUAUUUUUCCUCCCUGAUCUGGAUUUUUCACCUCUCCACGGAAGAAAGGAAAUCCCCCCCAAACAGAGAAAUUUCUGCGCCGUUAGAGUUCUGCCUCUGAUGGACAUCUUGGCUUGCAGAUCCGAAGAGAACAGUUAUAACAUCCUCCCCUCGGCAGCAACCAUGCUUUUUCACAGCCUCCCGGGAGGCGACGUGCACGGCGUGGUGGAAGAAAUGGACCGGAGAGGAAAGGGCGAGUCAGCAGCCAUCAGCUCCGCCAUCGAUAUGGGAGAAUCGGAGACGCCCAUGCCCUGCAUGACCAGCGAGCGCGUGGCUCUAUGCGCGGGCUGCGGCCGGAAGAUCGCGGACCGCUACUACCUGCUGGCCGUGGACAAGCAGUGGCACAUGCGCUGUCUGAAGUGCUGCGAGUGCAAACUCAACCUGGAGUCCGAGCUCACCUGCUUCAGCAAGGACGGCAGCAUCUACUGCAAAGAGGACUACUACAGAAGAUUUUCGGUGCAGAGGUGCGCCCGGUGCCAUCUGGGCAUUUCGGCUUCGGAGAUGGUGAUGCGCGCCCGGGACCUGGUCUAUCACCUAAACUGCUUCACCUGCACCACUUGUGGCAAGAUGCUGACCACUGGGGACCACUUUGGGAUGAAGGACAGCCUGGUGUACUGCCGCCUGCACUUUGAGACUCUCAUUCAAGGAGAAUAUCAGACUAACUUUAACCACGCGGACAUAGUGCCGCACAAAGGCCUGGGCCCGGCCAACACGCUCGGACUAUCCUACUUUAACGGCUUGGGAACGGUGCAAAAAGGGCGGCCCCGGAAAAGGAAGAGCCCGGGGCCCGGGGCUGAGCUGGCGGCUUAUAACGCAGCGCUGAGCUGUAACGAGAAUGACGGCGAGUCCAUGGACAGAGACUCCCAGUACAGCUCCAGUCAGAAGACCAAGCGCAUGCGGACGUCCUUCAAGCACCACCAGCUGCGGACAAUGAAGUCUUACUUUGCCAUCAACCAUAACCCAGACGCCAAGGACCUCAAGCAGCUGGCCCAGAAGACGGGCCUCACCAAGCGAGUCUUACAGGUCUGGUUCCAAAAUGCUCGGGCUAAAUUCAGGAGGAAUCUUCUGCGGCAGGAGACCACCGGCGUGGACAAGACGUCUGAAGGAUCCACGCUGCAAGGCGGAACGCCCUCUGGCCCAGCCUCGGAAAUCUCCAACGCUUCCAUGAGCCCCUCCAGCACCCCCACCACCCUGACAGACUUGACCAACCCCACCAUGCCCACCGUCACCUCCGUACUCACCUCGGUGCCGGGCGGCAUGGAUGUCCACGAGUGCAGGAGCCCAUCACAGACCACGCUGACCAGCCUAUUCUGAUGGUUGCCCCCCCCCACCGAGACUCCUUCCAGCCUUGGACUGUUGAAAACUGAGCACUGUUCACACCUUCAGACUUGAAACUGAUUAGAACGGAAAGCGAAACAAACACACUUGGCAAAAAAGAAAAAGGAUUUCUGUGAGUCUAUUAGAGACUGUUUGCAUAAUGAGGCAUUCGAGCCUCACAGACGGAACAGUUAUUUUGAUGUUGUCUUGUUGAGAACUGAGGGGCUUUGUUGGCAUUUUCAGCGUUUACAGAGAGACUGUAGGGGAAAAGAAAAAAAAUUUUUUUUUUUUGAAAACAAUCUUUUUUUCUCUCUCCAGCACAGUAUUUAUGUUGUUGUCGAAGAGUCACUGUUAGAAGGAUUGUACAAAUUCUUUCUGUUUAUUUUUUUUUCCAUUUUUCGGGAAAUUUGAGAUUAAACAGGUUACAACAUCCCA
Messenger RNA from Oryzias latipes (Japanese medaka), 2743 nucleotides. RefSeq names its product LIM homeobox 2b (gene lhx2b). Lineage: Eukaryota; Metazoa; Chordata; Actinopteri; Beloniformes; Adrianichthyidae. Gene Ontology annotation, cellular component: nucleus. Gene Ontology annotation, molecular function: RNA polymerase II transcription regulatory region sequence-specific DNA binding; DNA-binding transcription factor activity, RNA polymerase II-specific. Gene Ontology annotation, biological process: neuron differentiation; regulation of transcription by RNA polymerase II. The record is from RefSeq and is a predicted model, not a curated record.